This is a messenger RNA of Nomia melanderi (Alkali bee), 902 nucleotides long. NCBI's taxonomy places the organism in Eukaryota, Metazoa, Arthropoda, Insecta, Hymenoptera, Halictidae. The record is from RefSeq and is a predicted model, not a curated record.
AUGCGACCACGGAGCAGAAGGCGGCAAACUGCUUGGUUGCGCAAACAUGGGACACCGGUAUCCUCGACAAUUAUUCGUCAUGGGGACGAAUGCAACGAAUCGUCGCGUACUGUCUGAGGUGGAAGAGGACCAACUACAACAAGGGAAGCCUCACCGCCUCGGAGAUCAGGAGCGCCCACGACGCAAUAAUAAGGCUCCUCCAACAGGCACAUUUUGCCGACGAACUGCGGCGCCUAUCCAAAAGCGAUACCGACGUCGGAGGAAAAUUGCAGCGCCUAGCUCCCUUCCUGGACAAGGACGGCGUCAUGCGAGUCGGAGGCCGAUUGAAGCACUCGGCUAUCCCGUUCCCACAAAGACACCCCAUCAUCCUGCCGAAGGCGCAGGUAACCCUACUCAUUGUUGAAACCGAGCAUCGAGCUCAAUUACACGCUGGCGUCCAAAACACGCUACAUGCCGUUAGGCGCAGAUACUGGCCCAUUGACGGACGAAACCAGGUAUGGAAGGCGCUGAGACCCUGCAUUCGCUGUCUACGAGCCCAACCACCGUCAGUGGAUUACGUGAUGGGUAAUCUACCUGAGGCAAGGGUCACCGAAUCUCGACCGUUCACGCACGUCGGCGUGGAUUACUGCGGACCGUUCUACAUUAAGGAACGAAAACACCGUAACCGCGCGAGAAUAAAGGUCUACGUCGCGGUCUUCGUUUGUCUCGCAGUGAAAGCCGUCCACUUAGAACUCGUGAGCGACCUCACCAGCGAAGCCUUCAUUGCUGUACUGAAACGCUUCAUCGCGCGACGAGGGUUCUGCGUGAGCUUGCACUCGGACAACGGCACGAAUUUCGUCGGAGCUAGUAACGAGCUAAAGGAACAUCGCGAACUUCUUCGAUCAGACGACCACCACCAAAAG